Molecule: messenger RNA, 873 nt
Organism: Microthlaspi erraticum
Lineage: Eukaryota; Viridiplantae; Streptophyta; Magnoliopsida; Brassicales; Brassicaceae
Source: the annotation of a GenBank genome assembly
AUGGCUAAAAAGCAAAAAAAGCCUGUGGAACAAAACGAGACGGAGCAAGAUUUCACGGCGGUGGAAAAAUCGGAAGGCAAACAGAAGGAGCUCGUCAAAGCUCCAUCAUCUUCUCCAACAGCUUCUGCUGCCGCAGAUCCAGAUUCUAUCCCGGAGAACAAGAAUGCUGAGACGUCUUCUGCUGUAACCUCACGGAAGACAAAGAAGAAGAAGAAGAAGCAGCAGCUACCGAUCGAAGAAGAAGAGCCUGAAGGUACUCAUGAGCAAGAGAGGCUCGUUUUCCAAACUCCAACACACUCUCCUUCUCUCGCCAUAGCCGAGACUGAGACACAAGAGACGCAAGAGACAGAGAGCAAGAAGAGGCCUCUCGAAGGAGGAAGUCCAUCAGCAGGAGACGUUGACACGAAACGGGUCAAAACAGAAGAGAACACAAACUUGCGGUUCCAGAGGGUGUGGACUGAGCAAGACGAGAUUGUUCUGUUGCAAGAGAUAAAAAGCUUUGGGUCUGAUCCCUUGAAGUCAAGGAAAAGAAGGAGAAGCAAAAAAAAGAAGAUUUUCCGCACUCCUCACAAGAAGAUACUUCAUGAAAUGGCUAAAGAGAUUUGGGGGUCAAGUGUGGAAGAAGAAGAAGAGAAGAAGAAGACUCACGGAGAUGAAGGUUGGUUUGAGAAAUCCUUUUUACUUGGUUCUAUUGCUAGUUUUGGCUUGGGAGAAAAGGGAGUCAAAGAAGGAUGGAGUCUUGUUUCAGCGGAGAAGAAGGAGAAGAUCAGAGAGGAGUUGAGACUGUCUGUGGCUGAAGAAAUCAAGUCAAUGAUGCGCAAGUCGAGGCUUGUGAGUGAAGCGAUGUCUAUGAUUGCGGAUGCUACAAGUUAG